UGCCAUGGUCGGCGGCUGCUCACGCGGGGGGUCUCCGACAGCAGUAGUGUGACGAGCUCGCGACAACCUGCGAGGAAAAACGGGCGCGUCGGGCUUUUUGUGCGCUUGGAUCCGAACCCGAAAUCAUGUGGAUGCCAACAGAGGAGGAGAAAUUAGGAGUGGUCAUCUGCAGCUUCCGUGAUGCCGUGUUCCAUGGUCUUACGCUGGAGAUAGGAGAGACCGUCCAGAUUCUGGAGAAGACUGAAGAAUGGUACAGAGGAUUUUCCACCAAGAAGCCCACAGUCAAGGGAAUCUUCCCGGCGAGCUAUAUCCAUUUAAAGAAAGCGAUUGUAACCAACAGAGGACCAAAUGAGACGGUUGUGCCUCUGGAAGACCCCAUCGUCACAGAGGUGACCACAACUCUUCAAGAGUGGGCGGUCUUGUGGAAGCAGCUGUAUGUGAAGCACAAGACUGACCUCUUCUUCAAGCUGCGGCAUGUUAUGAACGAGCUGAUUGACCUGCGGCGGCAGCUGUUAUCCGGCCACCUGACGCAGGAUCAGGUUCGAGAAGUCAAAAGACACACCACCAUCCGGCUGGACUGGGGAAACGAACAUCUUGGACUGGACCUUGUACCCAGACAAGAGUUUGUCAUGGUGGAUGAAGAUCAGAUCAGUGUUUCUGACCUCUACAAAAUGCACCUCUCCAGUCGGCAGAGGGUCCAGCAAAGCACAUCCCAGGGCGACAGCGUGCGUGUGUCUGUCCCGCACCAUCUUCUGGUCAGCCUGAAGAGCUUUACCCACAACACCAUCAAUGAGGACAUUGACAUUUUCUUCUCCCUGUACGACAUCAGGGAGUGCAAGCAGCUCAGCGAGAGAUUCAUGGUGAGGCUGAACAAGAGCGGGGGCCCAAAGAACCUGGAGAAGGCUGAUCGUCUGUGCACGCUUUUUAUGGACUUGAGCAGUAAGGACCUGAAGAAGGAUCUUUAUAUAGUGGCGCACAUUAUAAGAAAUGGUCGCAUGCUGCUGAAUGACUCGAGGAAGGGCCCGGCGCAGGGACAGUACCGGCGUCCUCAUGGCUGCGCCGUGCUAGCCCUCAGCGAGGUACUGCACGCCAUCUCCGAGCUCAAGGAGGAGAAGGAGUUCGUCCUCAAGGUUUACACAUGUACCAAUGAAAGCGAGUGGCACCAGAUCCACGAGAGCAUCCUCCGCAAGUCGAGCAUAAAAUCCACAGCCCCCUGCAGCAGCCAUGGUCUGAUAAUAUCCCUCCAGUUCUUGCACGGAGACACGGAGCAGAUUCGCAGGGAGCACCCGGGACUUUUCACCCGGGGUAUUUCGGUCACUCGACAGCUGGGCUUCCCGGAGGUCGUCAUUCCAGGUGACGUUCGCAAUGACCUCUACCUUACCUUGGAACGAGGAGAGUUCGAGAAGGGAGGCAAGAGCGUUCAGAAGAAUAUCGAGAUCACCAUGUACGUGUUGUAUGCAGAUGGGCAGAUUCUUAAAGACUGUAUGAGCCUGGGUGCUGGGGAGCCCAGCGCCAGCGAAUACCACUCUCUUGUAUUCUACCACAACAAUGCCCCCCGUUGGAGCGAAAUGGUCAAGCUGUCCAUUCCCCUCGAUCGCUUCCGGGGCUCCCACCUGCGCUUCGAGCUACGCCACUGUUCCACUAAAGACAGAGGGGAGAAGAAGCUCUUUGGUUUCGCCUUCACCCCUCUCAUGCGGGAGGAUGGAACCACGCUGGCGGAUGAGAGCCACGAGCUCUACGUCUACAAAUGUGACGAGAACACCACGUUCAGCAACCACGCCCUCUACCUGGGCCUGCCUUGCUGUAAAGAGGACCUCAGCGCUUGCCCCGGCUCCACUGCCAGCCCCACCUUCCAGCGCAGCCCCAAGGAGUUGCUCUGGGUCUCCACGCAGCUGUGUUCCAGCAAGCUCACGCAGAACGUCGACGUGCUGGCCCUGCUGAACUGGAAAUCCCACCCUGACCGAGUAAUGGACAUCCUGGGCAGGCUGCGCUAUAUCGGCGGAGAGGAAAUCGUCAAGUUUUUGCAAAAUAUCCUGGACACGCUGUUCUCCAUCCUGGAGGACAAUACUGACAAAUACGGCCCUUUGGUGUUUCAGUCGCUGGUUUUUGUCAUCAACUUGCUGCGGGAAGGCAGGUUUUCUCACUUCCGCUCCAUCACAGACACCUACAUCCACAACCACUUCUCUGGAGCGCUGGCAUAUAAGGAACUCAUUCGCUGUCUGAAAUGGUACAUGGAGCGUUCGGCUGAGGUGACCAGACAGGACCACAUUCAGGAGGCCAUGAGGGCUUUGGAUUAUUUGUUCAAGUUCAUCGUCCAGUCCCGCACCCUGUACUCCCAGGCCACUUGUGGGAUGGAGGAGGACCAGUUUCGGGCCAGCAUCCAGGAGCUGUUCCAGUCCAUCCGCUUUGUCUUGAGCCUGGAUAGCCGCAGCUCGGAAAACCUAAUAUUCACGCAGGUGGCGCUGCUGAGCUCCUUGCCUGCCGUCUUUGACGAGCUGCUGCCCGUGUUCACGGUUCAGGAGGCAGCGGAGUUGGUGAGGGGCACUCUGAGCAGCAUGCCCAGCACGGUGCACAUGGGCCAGUCCAUGGACGUAGUCAAGCUGCAGUCCAUCGCUGGCACCGUGGACAGCCGUCUCUUCUCCUUUGCAGAGUCUCGGAGGGUCCUGCUUCCCGUUGUCCUCCACCACAUCCAUCUCCACCUUCGCCAGCAGAGGGAGCUGCUCAUUUGUUCUGGCAUCCUCAGCAGCAUCUUUUCCUUAAUCAAAGCCAGCUCCUUGGAGACAUCAGUGCAGGAGGAGGUGGAGAUGAUGGUUGAGAGUCUGCUUGAUGUCCUCCUGCAGACAUUGCAGGCCAUCAUGAGCAAGUCCCAUUCCCCGGAGGCUUCUCGGGGGCAGCGCUGCCCGCAGUGUACGGCUGAGAUCACCGGAGAGUACGUAUCCUGCCUCCUGUCUCUCCUGUCUCAGAUGUCAGACGUCCACUUCCAGCACCUGCUUGACAACUUCCAGAGCCAAGAUGAGCUCAAGGAGUUCUUGCUGAGAAUUUUCUGCAUGUUCCGUAACCUGAUGAAGCUCAGCGUGUUUCCGAGGGAUUGGGCUGUGCUGAGGCUACUGACCAGCCACAUCAUUCUGAAGACAACCCAGCAGCUGUCGCUCGCCCUGCGUAAAAACUUCUCCGGAGCCACUUUUGACUUCAAGGUGUGGAGCUCCUACUUCAGCCUUGCCGUGCUCUACAUCAGCCAGCCCAGCCUUCAGCUUGAGGCUCUCAGUCCGGCUAAGAGAAAUAAAGUGCUGGACAAGUAUGGAGAUAUGAGAGUGACAAUGGCCUAUGACCUAUACAACAUGUGGCAGAACCUUGGUGAGGACAAGGUACACUUUAUCCCGGGAACGAUCGGGGCGUUUCUGGGCGUGACGCUGGUUCCGCAAGACGAGGUGCGUAACAUCAUGAUCCCGAUCCUCCACGACAUGAUGGACUGGGAGCAGCGAAGGAGUGGAAGCUUCAAACAGGUGGAGGCCGAGCUGGCGGACAAAUUAGACACCCUGGUGUCAGAGGGAAAAGGGGAUGAGAGCCACCGCAAACUCAUCAACCUGCUUGCCCAGCUCUUUGGCCCAUAUCCCAGUCUCUUGGAGCGCAUCGAGCAGGAGACUUGGAGGGAGAUGAGCAGCUCCUUUGUCACGUCAGUCAUGCGGCUUACCGAGCGUGUGCUAGAUUACAAGAACUGCCUGAAAGCAGAUGAGGCAGAGAACAAGAAAACCGGCUGCACAUUUAACCUGCUGAAUUUUGGAAAGUGCGAUACGAAUAAAGAGGAGCUGUACAUUCGCUAUAUCCACAAACUGUGUAACGCGCACCUGAAAACGGAGAGCUACGCAGGUGAGCAGCAGGCGCAUCCUUGCGGAAGACGGAGCACGUCGAGGUCGUGCGUCAGCGACGCGAUCGAUCUUGUUGCUUGGUGCCUUUGUGCUCCGUGUCCCUCUGCAGAGGCUGGCUUCACUCUCCUCCUCUACUGGGAGUUGCUGCAGUGGGAACCUCGACCUCUGAGGGAGUUCCUCCACUACCCGGCGCAGAGCGAGUGGCAGCGCAAGGAGGCCCUGAGCCGCAAGGUCAUCCACUACUUCAACAAGGGAAAGGCUUGGGAGUAUGGGAUCCCUGUGUGUCGUGAGCUGGCUGCUCAAUAUGAGGCUUCCUACGACUACCAGAGCCUGAGCUGGAUACGGAAGUUGGAAGCCACUUACUACGAUAAUAUCCUGGAGCAGCCACGUCUGGAACCUGAGUUCUUCAGGGUGGGCUUCUAUGGAAAGAAAUUCCCUUUCUUCCUCAGGAACAAGGAGUUCGUGUGUCGGGGACAUGACUAUGAGAGACUUGAAGCUUUUCAGCAGAGGAUGCUGGGAGAAUUCCCGGAAGCAAUUGCCAUGCAGCACGCUAGUCAACCGGAUGACUCCAUUUUACAAUACGAUGGUCAAUACCUACAGAUUUAUGCAGUCACUCCGGUGACGGAAAAUGCUGACGUGCUACAGAUGGACCACGUCUCGGAUCGCAUCAAGAGUUUUUACCGCGUCAACAAUGUGCGCCGCUUCCGCUUUGACCGUCCCUUCCACAAGGGCAUGAAGGACAGAGAGAACGAAAUCAAGAGCCUGUGGAUCGAACGGACGACUUUGACCCUCUCUCAUCCCCUGCCAAGCAUCUCGCGCUGGGCACAGGUGGAGAAGCGUGAACUGGUGGAAGUGAGCCCUGUGGAGAAUGCCAUUUCUGUGGUGGAAAACAAGAACCAGGAGCUCCGCAUGCUCAUCGGCCAGUACCAGCACCGGCCACCGCACAGCAACGUCAACCAGCUCAGCAUGUGUCUGAACGGGGUGAUCGAUGCCGCUGUCAACGGGGGAGUGGCCAGAUACCAAGAGGCAUUUUUCGAUGAGGACUACAUUGAGAGCCAUCCGCAGGAUGUGCAGCGGAUCAGCAAGCUGAGAGCUGCUAUGCAGGAGCAGGUUCACAUCUUGGGAGCAGGACUGGCAGUCCACGAAAGGCUGGUGCACCCAGACAUGCGUCCCCUUCACAAGAAACUGGUGGAUCAGUUCUACAUGAUGAGGAGCGGCUUCUGUCGCGGGACACCGGGCCUGGAGAAGCUGAGUCCCACAUGCUCCAGGUUCAGCUCCCUGCGAGGUCUCCCGACGAAUGCUGAAGGCCCCCGAAUGAUGCAUACGCAUGGACACAUGAACAUGCUGGGCUCCUUCCGCCAGUCGUCCUCCUCCCUUUCCUCGCAUACCUCCAGUGAGACAGGGAACCUGGCCAUCAUGACAGACAGUCUGACCGGGGACCACAGUGACGACUUCAUGCGCAUGCAGCUCAGCCCCUCCUCCUCCAGUCUGAGCUCAACGCACUCGGCGCCCUCUCAGAUGAUCAACUCGGCCCACUCUAGCGGAAGAGGAUCCCCGUCCAUGCCAGACAAGUACAGGCCCAAUCGUGAGCUUCUGAUGCUGAUGCCUCGGCACCAGGAGAGAGCCGGCAACGCCAUGUACCCUGGUGCAUGUGAAAACGAACAGCCAACUAACUUCCAGCGCUCGCUAUUCCAGCAGACUGGCCCGUGCAAGCCAUGCAGUGAUCCUAACUUGUCGGUGGCAGAGAGAGGACACUUCUCGAUGCAGUUCGACGCGGCGCACCACCACGUCAGUGACAUCCAUCCAGCCUUCCCCGCACGCUCCUUACGAAAGUCUCCCCUUCACCCCAUCCCUGCCUCACCUACCAUCCUCCACUCCGGCCUGGACGGCAGUAACUCGACGCUGUCAGGCAGCGCCAGCAGCGGUGUGUCCUCCCUGAGCGAGAGCCAGUGUGCUCCACCCUCGGAGCCGCCAGGCCGAACCGACACCUUGGACUCCAUUCCCAGCCAAGCCUGGACCCCCGAAGAGGACGUGGGAUCGCCCUACCCACAUGUCCGCUACAGCACCUCCGAGCCCGAAGACAUUCACUCCGCCAAGGCUCUGCCUUGUCGUAGCCACUCCGCCCCUGGGGGUGUCAGCCCUGGUCCUCCUCAAGAACACCCGCAUUACCACAGCAAUGCCCACUUCUGCCACGGACAUGGCCCCGUGCUUAUGUCCAAGCCAUACCUUAGAGAGGUCUGUCGCCCCGAAGAAGGCUUUCGGCAGCAACCUAUGGUGCUGCCAACACCCCUGCAGCACAAGAUCCCCUAGCCUCUGCAUGGGAACAAGGAGGAACAGGCUUUGGGGUAUGGGUUGACCGCAGCGGUGAGUGGGAGUGGCGGCAGUAGUGAGCAGGAGCUGAUUUGGAGUUAUGGCAGUGGCUACAAUAAUGGCUGUAAGCCUUCUGCGGUUUAUGAGAGUGAUUGCAGGAGUGGGAGGGUAGGCCGUGAGAUAUGAUUUUUACUGAAUGUUCUUAACAUUCCAGACUUUCUUAAAAAAAAAAGAUGAAGGUCGCUCAGACACUUAGUAAGAAUUGCCAUCAGCAUAUUUUCCUUAAAUCAAUUCUGUGUCUCUGGGGAGCAGGAGUAUUUUCUCUGAGUAUAAAUUUAGGCUGAGGGCUUGUUAUAUACCCCAGACCACUGUACCUCCCUACUAAUUUAUUCCCCUUCAGGUCACUUUACCUUAACCCUCCCACUUUUGCAGGGACGGGCUGGGGAGAGCAUUUUAAUGCAGCCAUUGGUGUUCAAUUUGCAGCUGUUUUGCAUUCAUAACGGACAAUAUGGGUAUGUGAUCCGUUUUAUAUGUCAGGAGUCUCACCUGAGAGACAUAUGACCUUUCGCGGAUCAGCCCAAAGAAAUAUUGCUCAGUGCUUAUAGAUGCUCAGAGGCACCAACUUUUUUUUUUUUUUUUUUUGUAAAUAGCAUAUAA
Molecule: messenger RNA, 6833 nt
Organism: Scleropages formosus (Asian bonytongue)
Lineage: Eukaryota; Metazoa; Chordata; Actinopteri; Osteoglossiformes; Osteoglossidae
Product: dedicator of cytokinesis protein 3-like
Exons: 52
Coding region: 126-6176 (2016 amino acids)
Biological process (GO): small GTPase-mediated signal transduction
Cellular component (GO): cytoplasm; plasma membrane
Molecular function (GO): small GTPase binding; guanyl-nucleotide exchange factor activity
Source: RefSeq, a predicted model, not a curated record